Molecule: messenger RNA, 853 nt
Organism: Homo sapiens (human)
Lineage: Eukaryota; Metazoa; Chordata; Mammalia; Primates; Hominidae
Exons: 4
Coding region: 1-714 (237 amino acids)
Source: RefSeq, a predicted model, not a curated record
AUGCUUUCCUUCACUGUCCAGUUUGCAGAGCCGUCUUGGAGCUGGCGCGGGUCCUCCCUCUGUCGAACUGGCGCGCCCUCGUCCGCCCACAAGUCCUUGGAAAGCGCAGGCCUCGUGCGCUCUCCAGCGCCCUUCCAGGGCGCAAGGGCAGGACAGGUACAUCCCGCGUGCUGCGGUGGCGAUCAGCGCGGACACGGAACCUGGCUCCACCCGUCCGCCCAGCCUUGGGGUUCUGCCAGAGCGCCGGGCGCAGAGCAAGCGGGUCUGAGCUCCAGCACCUUUGGCAGCUCCCGGCCCCGGGGUGCGAACGGCGGCCGUGGCUCACCGCUUCAGGAGCAGGCGACCAGGACACUAGGAAGAGAAGCCCGGACCAGGGCUAGUUUGUUUCCCCAACUCCUCUGGCCAGCUCAGGUUCUUAAACCCGCCGUGCAACAGACGCAGGGGAAGAUGAGCAGGUGCGAGACAGGGAGAAGCCAUCCUACUUCUGGCUCCAGCGGCAGCGGUACCAGUGGCUGUAUACAACAGGGGGCCCGAGAACCAUCUGAGGCUCCAGCGGAGACACAGGAUUGGCUUCCGCUCCCCAGCAGUGGGGACGUCUCCAGACAUUCAGCAGCUCCAGCCCGGGGACUGCUGCAGCUUCUACCCUCUGGCUUACCACGUUUUAUCUCCAGCUCUUGCAUAAUUCAAAGCACAAUACUUCUGUGGGGUGAAUGAGUAUCUUCAACUGAUAUAGCAGCAGGACUUGGAGGGGAAAGUGGAACUUCCUCAAGUUUUGAUCAAGAGAAAGUAAGCAGCUGGGUGUGGUAGCUUGUGCCUGCAAUCCCAAAACUUUGGGAGGCCAAGGUGGGAGAUC